AUGAUUGAACCAUAAAUGUUAGAAAAUCUGGAAGACUUAAAAUGUGCAUGUAUGAGUGAUUCUCCAGUCACAAAAGUAAUCUGCGAUCAUUAAUGCUCUGAAAUGAAUAGACUAUUAUGUGAUAAAUGUUGUUAAAACAAAAAAUAAUAUGCAUUAAAAAUGAAAAUUCAUGAGUUUAGCCAAAUCAUAUUGAAUUAAUAAAGAGAUAAGCUUGCUUCAUUUGAAACUUGCAUAUCGCAAUAUCAAAAUUCUAUCAAGUUAAUUUAACAAGAGCUUGAAUCAAUAAAAUAUAAUUGUAUUGAUCGACUUGAUCAAUUAUUGAAAAUGACAUAAGAAUGGAUUUAAAGCUUAGAAAAUCAAAAAACUCAAGCAGCCCAAUACAGCUUUAUUAAAGAGUUCGAAGCUAUUAUAGAAAAUUAAAGGAAUCCUAAGGUAAGAAACUAUACUGCCUAAUGUUAAGCAGAGAUCGACCUUGUAAGUGCUAGCUAUCUGAAGAGGGCAUAAUCUUAUUUAGAUUAAUUUUAGGCAACAUGUGCAUCCCAAUAGUUUAAUAAAUUAUUCGGAAAUAUAUAAGAACUUCAUUAAAAACAAUGGAAAUUAAAUUUGGAAUGUAUCAGUAAAAAGGAAAUUCAGAAAGCAAACGUAUCCUAUGCGAUGACAUUUAAUUAAGAUAGCUCUCUUUUACUAAUGAGUUUGGAUAGUGUUAUAAAAGUAUUUAAUAUUAGAGGAGGAGAAGUAAAAUAAUUACAAACUCUUUAACAUAUUUCAAAAUAUGUUACUACUCUAAAUGUUUUUAAGAGAGGAUCUUUAUUUUUGUCUACCUCUUUUGAUUCAUUUUUAAGGUUAGAAUCAUUCAAUCUAUUGUAAAGAUCAAAAUAUCUUUAAAAAUUUGAAGGACAUUCAGAUGGAGUUUUCUGUUGCAAGAUGAAUCCACUAAAUACUGUGAUUAUUUCUGGAAGCUUUGAUAAAAGUAUAAAAUUCUGGUCAAAAUCAUUGAAUUCAUCAUGGAAGUGUUUUUAGACAAUAUCCGAACUCAAUGGUGAAGUAUAUGAUUUAUCAAUCAACCAAAAAGGAGACUAGGUUAUAUCCUGUGGAGUUGCUGGAUUUAUUUUAGUAAUUGAAUAACAGAAGCUUAAUAGUUGGGUGAUCAUAUAAAAAAUCCAAGUAAAUCAACUUGGAGAACAUCUGAGUUACAUCAGUGACAAUUAAUUUGUAUUUUAACCUUUUACUUCUUAAAGACUUGAAUUCUAUACUUUAAACAAGGAAACCAAAGAAUAUAAGCAUUCGUAAAAUCUUAAAGAGAAUUACGUAGGCAUUAUAAAUAAAGGGAAUUCAAGAUUUCCUAUUAUUUACCAUUUCAAUAAAGGUUUCGUCUUAAAGUAAGCAGGCUAAGCAUUAAACUUUAUUAAGUUGAUUGAUGUUAAUUCAUUAAACUGUGUUUAGCAUAACGUUGAUGAAUUCAAAGAUUCAUAUAUUUAAGCUGCUCUCAGUGAUGAAGGAACAUUACUAGCAACUUGGACUAAAAACUAACAAGUUCUCUAAAUUUGGAGAUGUGUAUAUUGA
This is a messenger RNA of Paramecium tetraurelia, 1563 nucleotides long. RefSeq lists its product as uncharacterized. Gene Ontology annotation, biological process: iron-sulfur cluster assembly. Gene Ontology annotation, cellular component: cytosolic [4Fe-4S] assembly targeting complex. Gene Ontology annotation, molecular function: protein binding. The record is from RefSeq and is a predicted model, not a curated record. The transcript has a single exon. NCBI's taxonomy places the organism in Eukaryota, Ciliophora, Oligohymenophorea, Peniculida, Parameciidae.